Molecule: messenger RNA, 1360 nt
Organism: Spodoptera litura
Lineage: Eukaryota; Metazoa; Arthropoda; Insecta; Lepidoptera; Noctuidae
Gene: Timp
Product: Tissue inhibitor of metalloproteases
Biological process (GO): negative regulation of membrane protein ectodomain proteolysis; negative regulation of endopeptidase activity
Cellular component (GO): extracellular matrix
Molecular function (GO): protease binding; metalloendopeptidase inhibitor activity
Source: RefSeq, a predicted model, not a curated record
UAACGGAGUGAGGUCGGCUUGUGGACAUUAAAACAUUGUAGAAUCACGUAGGACGUUUUUAUUUGUUUAAAAACGGUAAGGUGACGUAAUAGCGAACAUCAAUAGAACAAAAUAAUAGUGACAAACGAGGCAUCUAAUGUCUUUAAUUCAUCAAAGCACAGCCGUCACAGUUUAGUAGACUUGCAGAAUUUAUAAGCAUUAGAGUUUCCGGCAAUACAAAAGUAUUAAUGUGUGAAGUGGGUGCAUGCGUGUGCGCAGCUGGCGCCGGCAACAUCGACGGCUGCAGAAAGUCCACAUCACCGCUAUACAGCAUCAGAUAUAGCAUGCUGACGAGGUGGUUGGCGCUGGCGCUGGUGGUGGCGUGCUGUCGGCUCGCCGACGCCUGCACGUGCCCGCCCGCACACCCACAGACACACUUUUGUAACAGCGAUUUCGUGAUCGUUGGUCGAGUACAAAAGAUAUUUCUUGGCAAAGAUUUCUACGACGCAUACAAACUGAAGAUUCGAAACACUUACAAAGCGACGCCGAAAGCGAGGGUGGCUCUACAAUCCGGCCGCCUAUUAACACCGUCUCAGGAUUCUUUGUGUGGGGUAACUCUGCAGCCGAGGGAGACCUAUGUUAUUACAGGUCGAGUAGUACACUUGGAAGCUCACGUGCAUUUGUGUGGUUUUGUCAGCAAAUGGCGUGAUGUCACUCCUCGCCAAAGAAAAGGAUUCCGUCUUCUCUACAAACAGGGUUGUACUUGCAAAGUCCACAUGAAUCGACGGCGGUCCAAGUCUCCGAACGCCUGCACGACAGGCUACAACGAGUGCUACGAGCGACACGGCAUCUGUCUACACGACCGCGAGCGCCUGUGCCGCUGGACCAGGGCUCCCGCUCUCACGAGGUGCCUCCAAGCGACGCGCCACAAUGGCACUAUGACUUGAUUCACCACUACGAUGCACAAGUUCACUCUAAAAUGUACCUUUUGAACAUCUCAUUACGUCGUCCUCGUGAAAAAUUACAAAAUCAUUCACACCCAUUACUAAUCGUACGCAACAGAGCAGCUGUUAAUACUAAACCAAACAUUAUUUUUAAUAACAUUAGAUUCAUUUUCGACGUUAAGUUAUUUAGUUGAAUGUUGUGUGUAUGAACUGUGGAGUUAAAUUAGCUUUAUUGGCAAUGUGACGAAUUUAUUGGUUGCAAGUCUUCGAAAAUUGUUAAUUUGUGAUUUUUCUUUUGGACGCUUCUAAAUUGUUGUUUGUCUUCCUAGACGAAUAUAGUUGUAACGUUAUUUUUGUAUUAUUUAUUUUUAAGUUAAUGAUUGUAAAUUAACUAAUUAUAGUGAUAAAUAGGUUAAAAUAAAGAAAUUGAAACAGUU